UCAGCACCGCGGACAGCGCUCCGCACUCAGCUCAUUGCUGCCAUGAGGACCAGAAGCACACACACCUGCGCUAAUGUCUCAGCAAGUCUUGUGACUGACUGACUGUGAAUGCAGCUGGACUACGAGAGAUUCUAUUGGUUGCCAGAUAUGACAGGUUCAGUUUGGAAUCCUCCUUCGCACGAUUUGCGCAGACCAGGAAGACUGGUUUAAAACAGGAGAGCUCAGUUAUUUAGAUCUCUACGACACACCUUAUUUGCCUACGGAAGAAAUCGAAGACACGAACACGACGGCCUCUGUUUUGCUUUCGAAAUGCGUCUAUGUCGAUACCUGGAUUCCCCAUCGCUCAGUGUUUCUUAAAUAGACAUAGCGUUUAUAGCGAUGGACAGUCGCGCAACCUGUUAGACUGAAGAUGAAAAAGCAGAACGUGCGCACGCUGUCGCUCAUCCUCUGCAUGUUCUCGUAUCUGCUGGUGGGCGCCGCGGUCUUCGACGCCCUGGAGUCCGAGACUGAGAGCGCUCGGAAGCGCAUGCUGGAGCAGAAACGCAGCGAUAUGAAGAGAAAGUAUCGCUUCACCGAGCUCGACUACCGAGAGAUCGAGCGAGUGGUGCUGUUGGCGGAGCCACAUCGUGCUGGCAGACAGUGGAAAUUCGCCGGAUCUUUUUACUUUGCGAUAACUGUCAUCACCACGAUAGGUUACGGGCAUGCGGCCCCUGGCACAGAUGCAGGGAAGGUCUUCUGCAUGUUCUAUGCGGGUCUGGGCAUCCCACUCACACUGGUGAUGUUCCAGAGUCUGGGCGAAAGGAUGAACACCUUCGUCCGUUACCUCCUCAGCCACGUCAAGAAGUGCCUAGGGCUGCAUCGCACUGAGAUCUCCAUGGAAAACAUGGUGUUGGUGGGGUUCCUGUCCUGCUUGGGAACUCUGUGUGUGGGGGCUGCUGCCUUCUCACACUUUGAGGGCUGGACCUUCUUUCACGCAUACUACUACUGCUUCAUCACCCUCACCACCAUCGGCUUUGGCGACUUCGUGGCUCUUCAGAAGAAGGAGGACCUCCAGGAGAAGACCCCUUACGUGGUCUUUAGCUUCAUGUACAUCCUCGUGGGGCUAACUGUGAUCGGAGCCUUCCUCAACCUGGUUGUAUUGAGGUUCCUCACUAUGAACAGUGAGGACGAGAAGCGGGAUGCACAGGAGCGGGCCUCGCUGAAGAGGGGCCGUAACCUCACAGCUGUGAGUUUGGGGCAGGAAAAUCACUGCCACAGCAACCUGUUCUUGCCCAUAGAGGAGGGUACCAGCUGCACCAACCUCAUCCUUUUGCCGUCAGAGGAGCGUGGGCUCUACUCGUCUCUGCCCCUGCCCUUAAACGCAAGCCAGUCUCGGUCCCAGUUGAGCGUGCUUUGCUGCUGCGUCUGCUAUCACAUGGGCCUCUGGCACAGCUCGGCCUUGUCCCCAAACAAGUGCCCUGAAUGCAACAUCAACUCAGUGUAUAACAACUCCGUUUCCUAUAAGAUUGAAGGUGGCUCCUCAAACAGGAACGAUACGGUUGUGUCCUCUCCAGGCAGCACGCUCUCUCCUGGGCUCAGCCUCAGAUAUCUGUCACACUUCAGGAGGAAGUCAUUGUAAUGGGGAAGAACUUUGAAGCAUCUGGUUUAGAUAGCGAGAAUGCUGUGAGAACAUAUAUUUUGUACUACGAGUUAGCACUAAAGAUAAGUGAGGAUGUUGAGGACACGCUAUUAUAAUCAGGGUUGGGGAGUAGCAGAGCACAUUUAAAACACAAAAUAUGAGUAACUGUGUUUCAUUAUAGUUACAUAUUUAAUGGGUGGUAGUCAAAUAA
Messenger RNA from Carassius carassius (crucian carp), 1829 nucleotides. It is a transcript of the gene kcnk15, whose product is annotated as potassium channel, subfamily K, member 15. The coding region runs from base 410 to 1618 and encodes 402 amino acids. NCBI's taxonomy places the organism in Eukaryota, Metazoa, Chordata, Actinopteri, Cypriniformes, Cyprinidae. The transcript is spliced from 2 exons. Gene Ontology annotation, cellular component: membrane. Gene Ontology annotation, molecular function: potassium ion leak channel activity. The record is from RefSeq and is a predicted model, not a curated record. Gene Ontology annotation, biological process: potassium ion transmembrane transport; stabilization of membrane potential.